This is a messenger RNA of Tremella mesenterica DSM 1558, 1068 nucleotides long. RefSeq lists its product as uncharacterized. The coding region runs from base 1 to 1068 and encodes 355 amino acids. The record is from RefSeq and is a predicted model, not a curated record. The transcript is spliced from 3 exons. Lineage: Eukaryota; Fungi; Basidiomycota; Tremellomycetes; Tremellales; Tremellaceae.
AUGUCCACUCCGACUAGACCUCAAUAUCGUCAAUACCCAUCUUACACUCCUAACCAUAUCUCGUCCUCUCCAAACCCAAGAUCUUUCAAUGAUCCGUCAUACGAUAAUUCUUCAUACCAUGAACCUCGACCAUAUGGUUCACCUCUACAAGUCGGAAAUCAUUCUUAUCUUUCACCUAACUGGGAUAAUCCUCGAGACCACAACCAAUCUCAAUUCUAUCAUCCGUCACCCGACGCUGGAUCUCCGUUUCUCGUUCCGAGACAGACUUCUCAUGCAGGAGAGAACCAUCCAUCCCACUUCCCCCAGUCACGCACCAUCCAUAAGAAUGUUUUGCGUAAACCCCGGCCGACAGAUAAAUUCACCUACAAGCCUGAAUCAUCUGAAUCACUUGCUCCACUCGGUCCAUCAUAUGGCUCCUUAAUCCGACCGACUAUCGUAGGACACCAUCAAAUCCGAGAUUCUCAUUUAUCUUUCGAAUCAAUUCCUGGUUCAUCUCACUCACUUUAUGGUCAACAACCUAUACCUUCUCCCCCUCAUUCACGGUUUGAUUCAAACCCGAACACCUUUGCCCUCCUACCUAAUCCCGAAACACCUCGUAAUGCUGUCUCUGCCUCAACGACGAUCAACCCGAUCCCUCAUAUCCGUCCACCUUCCCCAGAUGGUAGAGAGAGAGAAGCGGAGAAAUCAUUUAACGCAAUGAUGGUCAUGGGUGGGUUUUCCCUCCCUCAAAUAUCUGACUGGGCGUCGAGAGGUCCACGAGAGGAAGGAGGAGUGAUGGUAGAAAGGAUGGAGAGAGGGAGGGAAGUGGACCGGGUGAUGAAUGAGGACGGGUGGGGGGAACAUAUUGGGAGGGCGUAUACCUAUGAGGAAUGGGAAGAGAGGAAGGAAAGAGAAGAUAGGUUAUGGAGGGAAUUAUAUCAGCUCAAGAUGGGGUUUCGAGGAGGAGGGUUUGAAGAGGGUGAGGAUGAGGUGCAGGGAGAGGAACAGUGGGGGGGUGAGGAGGAAGAGAGGGGGAAGGGAAGGGAGGAAAUGCGGAGGAAGAGUCUGACAUUGGGUCAUUCAGCCUGA